This is a messenger RNA of Rattus norvegicus (Norway rat), 675 nucleotides long. It is a transcript of the gene Spint5p, whose product is annotated as serine peptidase inhibitor, Kunitz type 5. The record is from RefSeq and is marked validated. The transcript has 2 exons. Bases 73 to 510 code for a protein of 145 amino acids. Gene Ontology annotation, molecular function: endopeptidase inhibitor activity; serine-type endopeptidase inhibitor activity. Lineage: Eukaryota; Metazoa; Chordata; Mammalia; Rodentia; Muridae.
AUGGAGGCUCCACCUCCAAGACAGAGCACUUCAGUGUAUCCUGGGUCUCUCCCAUUUGCUGUCAGGAGCGCCAUGGAGGCUCCAGGGAUCCACCUUGCCCUGUGGCUUCUAACGUUUACCAUGCUCCUGCCGAUGCUUUCUACUGAGUUAAUGUUCCCUCCAGGAGUCAGGAAUCAACUCUGUGAAAGUGGGCAUCUUGGAAUAAUAUGCAACCAACCCGUAAAGAAAGGCCACUGCACCUUCCGUUUCUACAGAUACUACUUCAACAAGGACACAGCCUUAUGUGAACUCUUCAUCUUCAGUGGCUGUGGGGGCAACAGAAACAACUUUAAAAGUAAAUACCUCUGUGAACUCCAUUGCAUAGAAGUAGAGGUAAGCCUCUUGUUGCCUCACCCCACCUUUAAGGAUACUGCGUGGUUGGGAUCACUGCUUUACAGGGCAACAUCUAGAAAGAGGCUAGCAGGAAAUGAGCAGAGAAUCAAUAAAUCACUUCCACAUACAGAUAUGUGAGUCUUAAAUCCUGCGGUCCUGUGUUGUUUUCUACCUGAAAAGUAGAGCCUGGCCAAGCAUGGUGGCUUACUGGAUUACUUGUGUAAUCCCAGCCUUCAGGAAUCUGAGGCAGUAGUCUGAGCCUAACCUGGGCUAUGUAGUGAGUACCAGGUCAACUUGGGCUAC